Manis javanica (Malayan pangolin) is the source of this 2541-nucleotide messenger RNA. Lineage: Eukaryota; Metazoa; Chordata; Mammalia; Pholidota; Manidae. The record is from RefSeq and is a predicted model, not a curated record.
CCACGUGAUCCUCCCGCCCCGACCUGUUCCGCUCCCGAGUUCCUGGGACCUCCCGGUCCCUGCCUGCUUCCGCCCACCGCCCGCUUCCUUAUUCCGCUUCUGUCACCGCCCUCAGCUGACUCCGCCUUUGUCCCCGGAAGAUCUCUGCAUCCUCCAGCCGGCCAUUGUUUGUCUCUUAUGUGGACACCAAAUAAAGUUUCUUUGUUCAAAAGCAUUUUUUAUUAGCCCCGUCCCUCAGUCUCUCAGCUCCUCCUUCGUGCCGGCACCGCCUCCUUCCUGCGCUGGGGACAGCCCAGCGCUGGUGGCGACCGCGCGGGAGGUGAUGGCGGCGCCUCCGGAGUCCCUCUCCGGACGGGACGUAGGAUCAUUUGCAUAUCUUACAAUUAAAGACAGAAUACCACAGAUCUUAACCAAGGUUAUUGAUACAUUACAUCGACAUAAAAGUGAAUUUUUUGAGAAACAUGGAGAGAAAGGCAUGGAAGCUGAAAAGAAAGCAAUUUCUCUUCUUUCUAAAUUACGGAAUGAAUUGCAAACAGAUAAACCAAUAGUCCCCUUGGUUGAGAAGUUUAUUGAUACUGACAUAUGGAAUCAGUACCUCGAAUAUCAACAGAGUCUUUUAAGUGAAAAUGCUGGGAAACCAAGGUGGUUCUAUUCACCGUGGUUGUUUGUAGAAUGCUACAUGUAUCGUAGAAUUCAUGAAGCUAUGAUCCAGAGUCCUCCAAUUGAUGACUUUGAUGUAUUUAAAGAAUCAAAAAAACAAAAUUUCUUUGAGUCACAGGAAUCUGUCAUUGCUUUAUGCACUCACCUGCAAGAGUUGAUGAAAACUAUUGAAGCCCUAGAUGAAAAUCAGCUGAAAAAUGAGUUUUUUAAACUUAUUCAGAUUUCACUGUGGGGAAAUAAAUGUGAUCUAUCUAUAUCAGGUGGGGAAAACAGUUCUCAGAAGACCAAUAUACUAAAUUCCUUGGAAGACCUAAAACCUUUCAUUUUAGUGAAUGACGUGGAACAUCUUUGGUCAUUGCUUAGCAAUUGCAAGAAAACAAGAGAAAAAACAUCUGUUAUUAGAGUGGAUAUUGUUCUGGAUAAUUCUGGUUUUGAACUUGUUACAGAUUUAGUGUUAGCUGACUUCUUGUUGUCUUCUAAAUUGGCCACUGAAAUUCAUUUUUAUGGAAAAGCUAUUCCAUGGUUUGUUUCUGAUACUACUAUGCAUGAUUUUAACUGGUUAGUUGAACAAGUAAAACAUGCUAAUCAUAAGUGGAUGUCCAAGAGUGGGAUUGACUGGGAAAACUAUAUUAAAACAGGCAGAUGGGUUUACCAUGAUCAUAUAUUUUGGACUCUGCCUCAUGAAUUCUGUGCAAUGUCUCAGGUUGCUCCUGAUUUAUAUGCUGACCUACAAAAGGCACAUUUAAUUUUUUUCAAGGGUGAUUUGAAUUACAGGAAGCUGACAGGUGACAGAAAGUGGGAAUUUACCACUCCAUUUCAUCAGGCUUUGAAUGGCUUCCAUCCUGCACCUCUGUGCAGUAUAAGAACUUUAAAAGCUGAGGUUCAGGUUGGUCUGCAACCUGGGCAGGGUGAACAACUCACAGCUUCUGAGCCCAGCUGGCUGACCACUGGGAAAUACGGAAUAUUACAGUUUGAUGGUCCACUUAGACUUGGUUUAGGAACCCUUCCUUAAAUUGUGUAGGAAGAUCCGACAGGCACUUUUCAUUCCCAGAAAAGCAGCAUGUGCAUUUAGUCCCUUGGCUGCACUGCAUCAGCUCUGAGAAGUUUUUGGCUUCUUGAUGCUCAUUUUCAUACACUCUGGAUGCUUAAUUUUUCUUUGAACAUUUUUUCCCACUACAUUGUUAUGGGGAUAGAUGGAUUAAGCUAGCUACAGUAUUUACAUUUAUGUUGAAAUUUCAGUUAACAUUUCAAGUUAAAACCAUGAUUUCAAGUGGUUUAAUGAACAUUAAUUUUUAAUUGGACAGAGCAAAAUAUAAGUGAAGUCUGCUUUUGAAGUUAACAUUUAAAAAAAAUACUAUGCUGCAUGGUGUUUACUAUUCUAGGAAGCAUGGAAUUUUAUAUAAUCUGAUUUUGGGGCUCUAGAAAUAGCAGCUCCAUGAAAAGAAACAAAAAUAUUAAUUUUAAAAAAACAACUGAUAGUUGAGCACAAGAAAGUAAAAGUUACUCAUAUAAUUCUAAAUUUUGUUCUCUUUGACUUUUAUUCUACUUCAAUUGCCUGUUUUAUUUGAUUUUGAUUUUACCUUGUGGAAUGGAUGAUAGGAAACACAAAAUUGAGCUGAAUGAAACAGGAUAUUUGAAGAAAUUUUUGUUACAUUCUAUGUGUGCUAUCCAUAAUAAAUUGAAAUGUAUUCUUUUAACAUGUGUUUUAAAUGAAUAGAUUUUUUUAUUGGUCUGCAGUUAAGAAAAAUGCUUUAGGUAGAAAACAUUCUUGUGCAUUGAAGUUGGAGUACUACCAAUGAGUUAAUUCAGUUUUUAUAUUUUACACAUUUUUGGUGAUUUCCAAAUAUUAAAGACUAUUAAAUUUCUAACUGAAAUUGAAAA